Molecule: messenger RNA, 4452 nt
Organism: Musa acuminata AAA Group (dessert banana)
Lineage: Eukaryota; Viridiplantae; Streptophyta; Magnoliopsida; Zingiberales; Musaceae
Exons: 10
Coding region: 490-4263 (1257 amino acids)
Biological process (GO): protein phosphorylation; signal transduction
Cellular component (GO): cytoplasm
Molecular function (GO): ATP binding; protein kinase activity; protein binding
Source: RefSeq, a predicted model, not a curated record
CUCGGCUAUUGCGAUGUGAUCGCAUCAAGCUCGUCAUGGCAGUGAGACCCACCCAUCCCUGUCCCUGAUCGAAGGCGCCAAAGCACAGCCAAUGGCCUGCCUGAAGCUGACCUGUUUCAUACUCAAGACUCAACCCAUCUCUUUCACUCUGCCACACACUUCAUAUCAAUUCCUCCUCCUCCUCUCUGGCCUUCCAUCUGAUACAUCCUGUGGGCUGUGCCUGCAGCUACAGAAGCGAAGUAUAUUCUGAUCUACCAGAGCAUAUUGAAAGUGUUCUUCGGGUUGGAAAUGGCUUCUUAUUUCCGAUUUCCAGAACUUCUGUAUAUAAGGUAAAUUAUCCAUAUAUCAGAUACGAUAGCUUUGAUGUCAGCAAUUUAGUCCAAUGCAAUCUCGAUGUGUACUGGUAGCAUAGAGUGAAGUUUUCUGGUCCUUCUCAUGGUGGUUAUCCUUCCUUAAAUGGUGACAAAAGUAAAUUCGAGAUGAUAGUUAAUGGAACGCUCGAGGAACUCCCAAAAGCUCCAGUAUGAUUUAGCAGAAACUAGAAAUGAUGGCUUUGGCCCUGCAAACCAAACUCUUAAGCAAUCUCCAUUGAGCUCCAGUCACACCAAUUCUAGAUCUGCAGAAUUUGUUGCAUCGGAUAGUGCUAGGCAUGCCUUGAAUUACUCAUUUCAAACUGGUGAGGAGUUCUCCAUUGAAUUCAUGCGAGAUAAGGCAAUUCCAAAGAGGCCUUAUAUUCCAAAUCCUUCUCGACAUCAAAUCUCUAGCUCCAACUAUGUGGACUUGAGAAGAAGACGGGCCAUCUCUAAUGCAGAACCUGGAAGUGAAUCAGAUAUUCCAGGUCUUGCCUCUGAAAAUAAAGCACCAUCAAAAAAAAUAGAGAAGAAAGGAUUUGUUGAGACCAACGACAAAAGUUACCUUGCAUUAACAAGGACACUGUCACAUGCCCCAGCUGGUAACAGUAGUUAUCGAGGAUUUCAUCCUCGGUAUGCUUCAUCAGAUCCUUCACCAACAGGAGUGAAAUUCCUAUGCAGUUAUGGUGGUAAAUUCCUACCUCGACCGAGUGAUGGAAAACUCAGAUAUGUGGGAGGUGCGACACACAUCCUCCGAAUUAACAAGUCCAUGUCCUGGGAAGAGCUCAUGCAAAGAGCAAGAAGAAUGUACAACCAAACUUUUGUUAUCAAGUGUCAAUUGCCUGGGGAAGAUCUGGAUGCCUUAAUUUCUGUGCACUGUAAUGAUGAUUUGCAGCAUAUGAUUGAUGAGUGCACUGUUUUAGAAGACAGUGAGGCAUCACAAAGGCCUAGGAUGUUUCUGUUCUCCUCAGAUGACAGUGAUAUCAUGCAUUUCACUCUUGGCACCAUGGAGGGGGAUUCUGAAGCUCAAUAUGUUGCAGCUAUCAAUGGUUUAGAGGCAUCUGUUGACACUUCAAGUCUUCUAGGCUUGCAAAGUAUGUCAGCCGGUGACUUCAAAAAACACCCAGAAUUUAAAGACUACAACAAAAGGCAUAAUGCUGAAGGUCCAUACUCUGCCAUCCAUCAUCAUGACACGUACCGGAGUGAUGGAAAUGGGAUUCCAACUUCUGCAUCCACUAUUGAAACUUAUGCAAAGCCACUCAAUAAACUUCUUAAUGCUCACUGGAGUGGAACUGAAGAUUUCUCUGUUGGCAUCUCAAGUCAAGACCAAAAUGAAGAAAAUAGGGAGGCAAAACCCAUAGUAAAAGGCUUGAGCCAGCAAAUAGAUCCAGCAAAGGAAAAUCAAUCAGGACAUAGAUUUUCUUCCCCAGUGCAGCAGCAUGGUGUUUCACUUUCAUAUUUGCAACUUGAAACACCCUGUGGAACUUCAGCCUCGGAUUUUGAAACUUCUUCAAGGCAUUGGAUGGAGAUUUUAGAAACUCAGGUGUCACUACCACCUGACACUAGUGUUAGUGCUGGCAAGAGUAGUAUGCCUCAAGAACAUGUCCAACCUUACACUUCUGCUGGAGAAGUUACCACUGAAUGUUCUGAUUAUAAGCCUAAGAUAACUGCCCUUGUCUCUGAAGAUUCACAUCCAAGGGUCUCAAGAGUAUCUUUUAAGGAUCAGAUGCCAAUAAAUCAGGAAGAGUUAUUAAUUAAGUUAUCAAACUUUAAUGAUCAAAUUGGUUCUCACAAAUCAGAACUUGAUCAAUUCUCCCAUAAGAAGCAACAACUAGUUGGACUUUUAGUUCCUGUGCCCGUAGAAGACCUGUCUUCUGAAUCUGAUAUCUUAUCCAUUGCAGCAAAUCCACUGAGGUCUAAUCCUACAAGUACUUGGAAUGAUGUGAAAGAAAUCGAAAGAUGUGAAACUUCAGUUUCAGUUAUCCAAAGGAAUCAAGUUGGCAUUGUAUCCAUAGCACAGACACCAGAAAAUUCCAAUUGUCCUCAUGAACCUAUGAGUGGCAGUAAACCCUUGACAGAGCACUGUGCAUGUAAUCAUGAAGAAGCUGUUGUCCCUUCAUCAUCUCACCUAGCGUCCAGCCAGACUGUCAAUGCAAGAAAUAGGACUUCUGAAUUACACAGGAAGGUUGAGAAGCCUGAGAGGGACUACACUCCAUCAUCGGUGGCUGAUGAGAAAAACACUUUAAAGAAGUUUAGGAUCUGGAAUGAAUCUGAUAUGAGCGGAAGCCAAGAGAGUUCCAGUUUUGAUGGUAAGAUAUUUAUGCCUGAUAUUUGUUCCCAAGAUCCUCUUGUUGAAGAAUCAGAAGCCACAAAACCAAAUUCUCCAUCUUCAAGCAUAGGAAGCAUCCUGAAACAGAAGGAAAAUCCAACACUUCUUUCUAGCAAGCUGUGCAAGGAGGAGAUAACUACCACAGUUAGAAAGUUGGACACUGCAAGGAAACAUGCUGAUACUCAUCUGGGCAGGGAUGCAGGAAUUGCUUCUCAAGGGAAUAGUUCUCUUCCUACUACGAAACACAAUGACCCUCUUAAUUAUACUAAUUCUCAAUUUCUUCCUGAUCUAGUCUCCAAUUCUUUUUCCAAGGUUAAAACUUCUGAGGAGCCUUCUAAUUCAACUACCUCAAGUAAGCAUAAUGUCAUAAUCGGCUUGGAUAUGCCAAGUGGUGAAAGUCAGUAUUCUCUUUUGAAUUUGUUCAAUGAUGAGUUUUCAAGCAAAGAUGUCACAUUUAUGAAUCAAAAGCAAGUUCACGAGGAACAUUUUCUUACUGAAAUUGAAGGGUCGCAUUCUGGUCAACUUCAUUUUGCUCCUUUAGAAGAUGAAGUCAUGUUUGGCCAGAAGAAUCCUCAAAUUGAUUUUGAUGAGGUAGACAGUUCCCUUGCAAAUGUUGGAGAAAACUUAAGAACAGCACUCUUGGAGUAUGAGGAAUGUGUAUCUGAUAAGAAGGAAGUGAAUGAGCCAGGAACUGAUGUUUCUAUGGAAGUUCCACAUCUAAGAAACGUGCAGAUUAUAAAGGAUGAAGAUCUUGAGGAGCUGCGAGAACUGGGUUCUGGCACAUAUGGAACUGUGUACCAUGGAAAAUGGAGGGGCACAGAUGUAGCCAUUAAGCGGAUAAAGAAUAGUUACUUUACUGGUCAAUCAUCACAAACAGACAAAAUGAUAUUAGGUUUUUGGCGUGAAGUGGGUAUCCUAUCAAAGCUUCAUCAUCCAAAUGUUGUAGCCUUUUAUGGAAUUGUAAAGUAUGAACCAGGAGGAACAUUGGCAACUGUGACAGAAUUUAUGCCUCAUGGCUCUCUCAAGCAUGUUUUACGGCGCAAAGACAAGUAUCUUGAUUUCCGUAAGCGGUUAUUAAUCGCAAUGGAUGCAGCUAUUGGUAUGGAAUAUCUGCAUUCAAAGAAUAUUGUACAUUUUGAUCUGAAAUGUGAUAACUUGCUUGUAAACCUCAAGGACCAGUCCAGACCUAUUUGUAAGGUCUGUGAUUUUGGCUUGUCAAAAAUGAAACUACACACCAUGGUUUCUGGUGGUGUGAGGGGAACACUUCCAUGGAUGGCCCCAGAAUUGCUCUAUACCAGCGGCAACAAGGUGUCUGAAAAGAUUGAUGUAUAUUCCUUCGGCAUUGUCAUGUGGGAGAUUCUCACUGGUGAGGAGCCUUACGCAGAUAUGCACUAUGGAGAGGUUAUAGGAGGUCUUCUACAUAAUACAUUGAGGCCUCCUGUGCCAGUUUCAUGCAACAAAGACUGGAGAAAUCUAAUGGAACUAUGCUGGGCAGCCGAUCCUGAGCAACGACCAACAUUCACCCAAAUCGCCAACUGCCUAUGCUCCAUGUAUAAAGCCAGUCAAACUAGGGCAUCCAGUUGACAGUAGAUACAAUUACAAACUCUUUCAAUUUUAUUUGCCCUUGAUUUAGUUGGGGUACUAAAUUGCGACCUCCCAGGUAACAUUGUUGGGCUUGAAUAUAAGACCUUCUCUUUUCUUGGUGGAGAAGCUGUAUGUUUGCAUAAUGUGAAAAACACAAAAGUAUGUAUCACUAUUGUUCUUCCUCGUUUA